This is a messenger RNA of Vicia villosa (hairy vetch), 2725 nucleotides long. Its product is annotated as protein IMPAIRED IN BABA-INDUCED STERILITY 1. The transcript has 9 exons. Gene Ontology annotation, biological process: positive regulation of transcription elongation by RNA polymerase II; protein phosphorylation. Bases 371 to 2413 code for a protein of 680 amino acids. Gene Ontology annotation, cellular component: nucleus; cyclin-dependent protein kinase holoenzyme complex. Gene Ontology annotation, molecular function: RNA polymerase II CTD heptapeptide repeat kinase activity; ATP binding; cyclin-dependent protein serine/threonine kinase activity. The record is from RefSeq and is a predicted model, not a curated record. NCBI's taxonomy places the organism in Eukaryota, Viridiplantae, Streptophyta, Magnoliopsida, Fabales, Fabaceae.
GUUUAGAUUUUUAUCAUUUGGCCAAAAUGUUUUGGAUUUUGUUUUGCAUUUGAGUUAGUGAGGUUAGUGAAUGAAUAGUACUUUUUUUAAUGAAAAAGCAAAUAUAUUAGAUACUGAAACAUGUAACAUAAGAAAGUGAGGUUUUAUGUUUCCGUUGAUUUCGGUGUUCUGUUUAUGCGAGUCCCAUUAAAAAUCCAACAAUCAUCAUCUUCCGUAAUUGUCGGAAAAACAAAAAGUGAACCAAACAACGUUUUCUAUAGUUCGUGUCGUGCGGUGCAGUUACAUUACAUAAACAGUUUUUGAUGUUGUUGUCUUCAUCCUCUGCAGUUCAACCGAACUUGAGGAUUGUGUUGAUGAGGCAUUAUUAUUCAUGGGUUGUGUGUUUGUGAAGCAAGGGGUGUCUGUGACACCUGCCGUUGAUCAUUCUGUUGAUUCGGAGAGGAAUAUUAGUAUUACUAACAAGAAGAACAAGAAGAAAGCGAGUGCUGAGUUAGUUGGAUUGAGUUGGAGUGAGUUGGGUGAGUCAGGGAGAACGAGUUUGAAUGGUGGAAAUGAGUCUCUGAGUUUCAGGUUAGGGAAUCUUAGUAAGUAUGUGGAGGGAGAACAAGCUGCGGCCGGUUGGCCCGCUUGGCUUAGCGCGGUUGCUUCCGAAGCUAUUCAUGGUUGGGUUCCUCUCCGGUCGGAUGCAUUUGAAAAACUUGACAAGAUUGGGCAGGGAACAUAUAGUAGUGUUUUUCGAGCGAAGGAGAUUGAGACGGGGAAGAUAGUGGCUCUAAAGAAGGUGAGAUUUGACAAUUUUGAGCCGGAAAGUGUGAGGUUUAUGGCAAGAGAAAUUAUGAUUCUGAGAAGACUUGAUCAUCCCAAUAUCAUUAAACUGGAGGGUUUGAUUACUUCAAGGUUGUCUUGUAGCAUCUACCUUGUAUUUGAGUACAUGGAGCAUGAUGUCACAGGGCUAUUGUCGAAACCAGAAAUCAACUUUACCGAAUCACAGAUCAAAUGCUACAUGAAACAGUUGUUGUCUGGUCUAGAGCACUGUCACUCGAGGGGUGUAAUGCACCGUGACAUCAAAGGAUCGAAUCUUCUGGUGAAUAAUGAAGGGAUAUUAAAGGUAGCGGAUUUUGGAUUGGCGAAUUUCUAUAAUUCCGGGAGCAAACAGCCGUUGACUAGUCGAGUUGUCACGUUAUGGUACCGUCCUCCAGAGCUUUUGCUUGGUUCAACAGAUUACGGUCCGUCUGUGGAUAUUUGGAGUGUUGGUUGUGUAUUUGCAGAGCUACUGGUUGGGAAGCCAAUACUUAAGGGGAGAACAGAGGUUGAACAGUUGCACAAAAUCUUCAAGCUUUGUGGCUCUCCGCCGGAUGAGUACUGGAAAAAGACCAAACUACCUCACGCAACUUUGUUCAAGCCACAGCAACCAUAUGAUAGUUGCCUAAGAGAAACAUUUAAAGAUUUUCCUGCAAGCAGUGUAAAUUUGUUACAAAAUCUUCUUUCUAUAGAACCGAACAGACGUGGAACUGCCUCAUCUGCUCUCUCAUUGGAGUAUUUCAAAACAAAACCUUAUGCAUGUGACCCAUCAAGCUUACCAGUAUACCCACCUAGCAAAGAGAUCGAUGCAAAACACGACGAGGAGACAAAAAGGAAAAAGAUUGCGGGGCGAGUUUGUGGACCUGAAAAAAGAAGAUCAUCGAGAAAGCCAGUAGGACUGAGUAAAUUACCAUUACCAGAGGAUUUGACAAGUCAAAUUCGAACUUCACAAAAGAAAGAUGAUAGAUCUGUUCACAUCCUUAAAGAAGAGAACACUAACAUAAGCGACGAGGCAUCAAAGCCAUCCGGUGGUAAACCAGAAGAUGCUUCCGAUAUGAAGAAUGCAUCUCAAGUUGAAAUUCCCUUUCAUGGGCCAUUACAAGUUUCAAAAUCAAGUGGAUUCGCAUGGGCAAAAAGGCGUAAAGAUGACACUACUUCAAUUAGAUCCCACACUCGAUCUAUUUCUAAAGGACAUAUAUUUAAUUCAUUAGAAACUUCUACACAAAAUUCAAGGAAUAUUUCUGAUGAUAAUGAAAACAACGAAAAUAAGGAAGUUUUUGGAGGACGAACCAGCUCUAGAGGCCAUGACGUAUUUGAAAUUUCUAAGCUAGUGGUGCAAAAUCAAUGGAGUAAGUUUGAUCGACCAGAUUCGUUUGAUACUUGUGACGAGUACCACUCGCAAGAACUUUCGAUGAUGGUUUAUCAUAGAGAAGAUUCACUGUCGAAGAGAAGCAAUCAGAGUUAUCAGGAUCAAGGAGAGAAGGUUGAAUUUUCAGGGCCCCUAAUAUCUCAAAUGCAUACAGUUGACGAGCUCUUGGAAAGACACGAGCGCCACAUUCGGCAUUCAGUCCGAAGAUCAUGGUUUCAAAGAGGUAAGAAGCAUGGGAAUUAAAGUAACAGAAAGUGUAAUAGUUUAUUCAUAUGGCACUAUGGAAGGACAUAGAUCCUUCAAAAUGGGAUCAAGAUGUUCUGUGAGACCCCAAGCUCAAUGCUGUGACAGUGAACAAGAAAAGAAGAUCAGUAUGUACAGUAUAUACAGCAGCAUGAGUUAAUACCUAUAGGGAGGGAGCAUUGAAACACCAAUUUGAGCAUUGUGGUCCUUUCAGCUAUUAUUUUUCAUAGUUUGUUUAAAGCUUCAAAGGAAUCAGAUUUAACAGUUUCUUAAUCAAAGAGAGUGCUGAGCAAGCAGCCCAAUUUUGUUAAA